AAUUCGACUCGUCGAACACAGAACAAAUUAAAUCGACGGAAACUAUAUUUCUGUCUAUAAUCUAAAAUCAAAAUCACUAUGUUCCCAAAAUAUACAUCUAUUUUCGAACGACAUGGCACAUACGUGUUCGUUUAAUAAAUAUUUACCAUAUCCUGGAAUACACGAAUAGAAACAAGCUUAUAAGUGUCUCUCAUAAAACCAAAGAACAUAAUAUUGAAAAAUUGCGUAAAAUACAGAACGAUAGAACAGUCGCCAAUGGUUUCGGAAUGCCAGAUAUUUGCAUGCGUACUGGCAUUAAUCAGAUGAAGCUGAAUAAAUACACACAGGAAGCGCGAAACUUCGUUUUAGAAGCACGGAAUAAAUCCUUCUGUAAAAUUUCAUUCCGCCAAAUGUCAUAUACAGUUUUGUUCUAGAGCCAAUUCGUGUAUUCCUCGUCACUUCAGAAUGAAAUCUAUCGUAGGAACGAGAAUUGAACAAACUCCGCAAUUGUUUUGGAACAACUGUCAGAAAGGAUCGACUCGAAAUCGAGGCUCGAACUUCACGCUUUCUUCGCCCUACUUCAAAAAAAAAAAAAAAAUACGAUGGAUAACACAUAGCCUAGACAAAAACUCACAAAAAUUGAUUUCGAUCGCAACUGAAAUUUGUCAAAAUUUUCCGUGGUUAUUUACAAUAUAAAAUUUACAAGUAUGUUCGGACAACAGAUUCCUUUGGAAACGAUCAAUGACCAACGCGAGCAAAGGAAUCGCAACGAGUGUCUUCGACAACUUUUAGCGUGUCAAGCAUAUGGAAUACCAUUUACCGGAGUGGCAAACAUCCCUUCCUUAAGGGAUGAUGGAUUGACGCUCGAUUUAAAUUUCAUCCUAUUUAAUGACACUGGUUACAUUCAACCGAAUGAUGUUUUUUUCAGAACGCGACAAACGUUAGUAAAAACAAACUUGUUUUCUGAGAACCUAUUCUUACUUUUCAUUUAUCGAAGUCAAGUGUAAUUGUAAUAAUUAUAGGAAUGCAUCCAACCAAUAUUUAUUGGAAUAUAUAAGACAGAUGGAGGAAAGAUACGCAGUAAUGGAGAGAGAGUUGACGAGAACCAAAAUGUUGAUUCCUGGAACGACGCGCAAUGCGAUCUCUGUACAUCGAACAUCGCAAACGGACGUAAAGUGGAAGGAAUGCUCUCUGGCGAAGAGGUGCGGACACCCGUACGGAACUCCGUCGGGAAAUCAAGGAAAAAAUGUUAAAGCACGUGAGAUUCGAGAUCAAGAGAGAAUUAAUGUUUCAUCGAGAAGAAAGCAUUAUAAUGAAAGAAAAAAUGGAGAUUCAACCAGUAGGAUCUUAGAUGAUAUAGAUUGGACUAUGAGACGAAAUUCUUCCAGGAAUUUCCGAGGCGAUAUUUAUUCUAUAAAGGAUCCUAUCAAUCACCUGUGUCGGCCCAGAACAUUGAACAAUAAUUCAACCGCGGUAUGUUCAACGCACAACGUUGCUGUAAUUCUUCCACAGGAUUCAACGCACUCAACCAUCAACGUCUCGAGAUGCGAUCGAAACAUUUUUAAAGUAACGCAUAUCGUAUUCGAUAAAAUCUCGAACAAUCCUAGACAGCAUCGAAUUCACUUACAGAUAAACAAUGAUAUCCAGAAAAACGCAGACAAGUGCGAUGCCGCUAAAAUUUUUGAGAAUUCGAAGAAAUCUUUGACUCCCUUCAAGACUCGACAACCGUUGACUCCGUCAGACAAGACGUUGAUGGAAGCAUGCCAAAGGUUCGACAAGAAACACGAAUCGGAAACGUCGUAUUUUAUUGACUUCGAUGUCAAACACAAAGAUCAUACGCAGGCCAGUCCCACGGUAAACACGCCCAAGUUUCAACCAAUAAUGGGAUCAGAGUUUGGUAGCCAUGUUUCCCAGCGAAAGUUCGAAACCGACCCAAACAACGAUCUGCUGGAGAAAUGUGCGUCUAAAAAGCUACAAUAUUUUAAAAAUACGGAUACGCACCGUAAACAUAAUUCGCAGGUUAAUCAGACGUUCCAACGCAACCGUGGCCAUUGGAGCAAUCACUUAAAGACGUUGCCCUACGAAAGAACACGUCCUGUGAACGAUCAGUCGAGAAAUUUUACGAGAAACUCACGAAUACAGAAUAGAAUUCCUACUCCGCGAAGCAACGUUCACACUGCUUCUACACCCAUGGUCCAACCUUUUGCCUCGCAUCCCGCGUUAGAUCCCAAUGGAUUAACCAUUCAAUUGCUGAGGCUGGCAGUGCUACUUUACGCUCCAGCGUUGAUGCCUGCUCUGAAUUUGUUGAUUGCUCGGCAAAAUGGACUCACGUCGAUCCCGAUACCCUGUUCCGAAGGUUCGAACGAUCUUUUAACGCAAGUUUUUCGAAUUCUGAACAGCCAACAACGCGUCCCGAAUUUACCUUAUACGGCCCCUUCUCGAGUCGACGAGUGUUCGCAAUCUGGCAUGGAGUCAAAUUCACAGAACCGUUGCGAGAACUUUUCGAGACAGUCUAACGCUGACUCCAGCACGGAGAGUCCUACGAACAAUCGAGACGAACGUAUUUCGAUUGCUGUAAAUACAUCUUCGGAAUCGUGUACUUGCAACAAUCUAAAACAUUCGUCCGUGCAAUGUAGCAAAAGCUCUUUGCGCGAACGGAUAGAAGAAAAUCAGGAAAGGAUAUUUGCAUGAUUACAUUUGGACAUUUUAAUGAUACGCAAAGAGUAUUUUCGCUGCAGAUUUCCUUGAAAUAUUGAAGAAAUAAUCG
This is a messenger RNA of Hylaeus volcanicus, 2746 nucleotides long. RefSeq lists its product as uncharacterized. Bases 1042 to 2670 code for a protein of 542 amino acids. The record is from RefSeq and is a predicted model, not a curated record. Lineage: Eukaryota; Metazoa; Arthropoda; Insecta; Hymenoptera; Colletidae. The transcript is spliced from 6 exons.